Messenger RNA from Spirometra erinaceieuropaei, 564 nucleotides. Lineage: Eukaryota; Metazoa; Platyhelminthes; Cestoda; Diphyllobothriidea; Diphyllobothriidae. The record is from the annotation of a GenBank genome assembly.
AUGGUCGAGGCCCUUCCUCCUACCAGUAUUUCCCAAGUGCAGACAUUUUUGCGAGAUCCCCAGACUGAUACUCCCUACACGAAGCUAAAGAAUGAACUCCUUCGCCUGACCUCAGCCUUAGAUCGGCAGCGUUAUCACGCACUCGUAAAAGAAGAGGCCUUAGGUGAUCGUGAGCCUUCGGGACUCCUGCGUUGUAUGCGUUCUCUCGUUAGAAACAUGACCAUUGAUGAUAAGUUCUUCAAAGAGAUGUUCUUGGAACGUCCGCCGACAUCGGCGCAAACAAUCUUGGCCUCCGGCACAGAUGAUUUAGACAUAUCAAAGCUAGCAGAAAUGACCGAUCGUAUGAUGGAGGUUGAGCGUUUGUCAUCCACGACAAUUACUCAGGCUUCCCAGCCUCUCACUGUGUCCACCUCUGACCUGGCUGAACUACAGACACAUAUCGCCCAGUUGUCUACGACUGUUGCCGCCUUGCAACUGCGCCGGUCCGCUCGUCCAUCUCAACGUUCCUGUGGCCUUGAACGUCGUCGUUCCUGCUCUCGCCCCAGGACCUCAAACCUAUGUUAG